AUGGCCAAUGCAGAGGCCGGAUGUGUGCCUGAGAUCUCCAAGAGGCUGCAAGAGGGGUGGACGCUGCUGAACCAGCACUGUCCGAUGCCGAAUUGUGGCACACCGCUUCUCAGAGACCACAAAAAGAAGGUCUACUGCGCGAAGUGCAAGAUGUACUGCAUCACACCCGAGGAAGCGAAGUCUCUCGGGUCCCCGACCUGCGCCUCUCCCGCGGGAGCAGGCGAGGGAAUGGCAACCAAGUCCCAGGAUGCCCUUGGUUCAGACGCUGCUACCACAGGCGCGGUUCGAGGAUUAUCCAGAGGCCAAGAUCGGCAACAGCCGCGGGCGGCACCGGGGCCGACGAAGCAACAGUCUCGGGCUGCAGCAGAAGCGGCCAUGGGCGAGAAGCUGCUGCAAGGGUGGACAAUGCUCGCAGAGGAGUGUGAAACCGCUGGCUGCUGCUUCCCACUCAUGCGCGACAGAGGGAGGGUCACGAGAUGUGUGGCCUGCGACGGUAAUGCCUCCGCUGCCGCGAAGGAUGGUCUCGACGACCGUGUUGCUGCUGGCCAAUUCGAAGACCCUACUUCAGCGGCCGCCCCAGCCUCGACUGUCAGCGCACCAAAGCCCCCGUCGGACAGCAGCAGCAUCACGGCCGCAAGAACGGAACCAGUGAUGUCUGAGGAACAGUUCGCGGCCGUGAGGAAGAAGCGGGACGCGCUCAGCGCCUCCCUUGGCCGCUACAUGCUCCAGGGCUGGUCUCUUUCGGACAAAACGUGCCCCCGCGAGGGCUGCGAGCCUGGCACGCCCUUGCUCAAAGAUCGGAGCACCGGGGUGUUCUACUGCGCUGGCUGCGACACUCGUGGUACGUGCGAAGGGGGGGUGGGAGGCUUGGUUGACGAGUCAAGCACGGCUUCUGGUGCAAAGGCAAGGUUGCCGUUGAAGCGGGAUAGCUCUGGGGAGAGGAGCCGGGGUCCUCCUCGCGUGGACGAGGACGGUCCCGGGCUGCCUAACCCUGGCUCGGCCAAGACGAAGACACCGGAGGUGGAAAGCGAGUACGAGGUGGCGGAGAGGGCCCGCCUUCGCAAGCAAGCGGCGAGGGAACAGAGCAGGGAUGGCGUCUCGAGUGCCACGCUGGCACAGCGAUUGCUGCAGGGGUGGGCCAUGCUGAGCACGACGUGCCCCGCACCGGAGUGCCACAACCCGCUCAUGCGCGACAGGACCGGGAGAGAGCAGUGCGUCAGCUGCAGCAGAGGCAGCGCGCCUGCUGCUGCCGGGAGGCAGGGAACAGCAGCAGCAGGAGCAGCGGCAGCGACAGCGCCUGUCCAGGCGGCGGGAGACUUUGCCGGCGAAAAAGAGACGGAGAACGACGAGGAGGAGGACGAAGCGAUGCUGGGUGACGGCGCGGGGAGGAUCUACACCGAGCGGCGCAUGGCCGAAAUUCUCGCCGCACCCGCUGCUGCCGCCGCACCCGCGGAGACGUCCCGGGCGACAACCGUGCGGGCGGAUGGCAUCCCGCUCGACCCCUCGCGUGUGAAGGACCAAGCGCUAGACACCCUGUACAGGGCCCUUGACCUGUCGCAGCAGCGGCUCCGCGCGGGCUUCUCUCAAUCCCCCCUCGAGUCGUCUGUCGAUGUGGAUGAGAGCAUGCGCCAGGCGGAUCUUAUUGCCAAGCUAGCCGUCGCAGCUCGCGCAGUCCUGGAUUUACCGAGUGAGAUUUAG
Ectocarpus siliculosus is the source of this 1698-nucleotide messenger RNA. The record is from the annotation of a GenBank genome assembly. NCBI's taxonomy places the organism in Eukaryota, Phaeophyceae, Ectocarpales, Ectocarpaceae.